ACCUAGGGCUGUUGCAUAGCUCACAGACAUUGAGUUUAACUCAUCUGACAGGUUUGGCCUUGAGGUUAUAAUAAUCUUAAAGCACUGAAACAUGAGAUUUCACGAGAAAACUCUGGGAUUAUUCUCCAUCCUUUCUGUGAGUAUCAUCGUCUCUCUCCUCUUACUGAACUCUUCAAGGAAAAAUUGCCCUCAAAAGGCAGAACCAAACUUGAAUCACUUACUUAAGCAGGACAUUGGAGAACUAAAGGCUUGCUCUGCAAUUAUCCAAGGAGACAUGGAUGGAAUGGACAACGAAAUUUUCAGGAAGCUCCUGGCCUCCAAGAAAAGAACAUCACUGCUAUUAGAAUCAUUCUAUCUUAAUUCAACCAAGAACUGUCAAUCCUACAUCAGAGACAGAGGGUUUCUGACAGUUCCUCUCAGUAAGGAGGAGAAAGAUUUCCCUAUUGCCUAUUCCAUGGUGAUCCAUGAGAAGAUCGAGAUGUUUGAAAGGCUACUGAGAGCCAUUUACACUCCUCAGAAUGUGUACUGCGUUCAUGUGGACCAGAAGUCUCCUGAGAUCUUUAAAGAAGCAGUUAGGGCCAUAGUGUCUUGCCUGCCUAACGUGUUUGUGGCCAGCAAAUUGGAAAGUGUGGUCUACGCCUCCUGGUCUCGAGUUCAAGCGGACAUCAACUGCAUGCAGGAUCUGCUCAAGUCACCUGUCCAGUGGAGAUAUCUGCUCAACACCUGCGGCUCUGAUUUUCCCAUUAAAACCAAUGCAGAAAUGGUGUGGUCUUUAAAACAUCUGAAUGGGAAGAACAGUAUGGAGUCUGAGGCCACAAAUGAUUACAAAAAAAGGCGCUGGCAGUAUCAUCACAAUGUUACAGACUUUGUGAUUGAAACCGACGUUAAAAAGUCGCCUCCACCAAUAAAGUCCCCCAUGUUUUCAGGAAAUGCUUACUUUGUAGUUUCAAGAGAGUUUGUGGACCACUUCUUCAAAAGCAAAGAGACUCAGGAUUUCAUGGAAUGGGAGAAAGACACGUACAGUCCAGAUGAGCACAUGUGGGCUACAUUACAGAGGAUGCCAUCAGUGCCGGGAUCAAACCCUCCCAACAGCAAGUACGAGCAAUCGGACAUGAACGCAAUUGCUCGUCUGGUAAAAUGGAGCUACCUUGAAGGGGAUCUAAAAAAUGGGGCUCCCUACUCACCAUGCACUGGGGAACAUAGACGGGCAGUAUGUGUGUAUGGAGCUGGGGACUUGAAAUGGAUUGUGAGGCAACACCAUCUCUUAGCAAACAAGUUUGACCCAGAAGUAGACGACAUCGCAAUCAAAUGCAUAGAGGCUUUUUUAAAGUACAAAGCUAUUUAUGGUCAGUCAUUACUAACUGUUCAAAAAUCAGAUAUAAUUUUAUGACGCUUUUACAAUAUACUGUCUGAAUAUUUCUAUAAAUAUUGUAAGGCAAGAAUCUAUUUAUUGAAUAUAAUUUAAAACAUACUGUAUGUGAACAUAACUUUUUAUACAGACAUAUUAUUGAUAGGUUGAUGAAAACUGUCCAAUAAAUUUAAGAAAAAAAUAAUUUGUGUGGAUUAAAAACAAUAAUAAACAACCAUUUCAUGUAACAAUUUAAUAUUUAAUGUAAGGAACUAAUUAAAUUAAAUAUGUCUAAUGGCACAAAAUGUUUACUCGCAAAUUAAAUCUCUCAAAAAUGUUUAACGGUUAAAAAUGGCAGUUGGACAUCAUCAAAAUCCUUAUUUCAUCUCAGUAUCAGUUGUGUGUAAACAUUCAGAUUAAGUCUGGCUACACUAUGGCAAUAAUAAUGAAGAGAGAUAGUGUGAUCAGUGACAAAACUAGCCUAUUGUUCUCACAUAUACAGAACUGUCCAAAAACAUUUGUCAGGUUUUAGAAUUAGACCUGAAUAAUAAAAUCACUGAUAAUUAACAUGCAGGUAAACUUUGGGUCAUGAAGUAACAAAUCCUGAGGCAAGGAAACAAGUAACAGGAGGAAAAUACUCAAAGGAUUAGUUAUAAAAUAACUGUGUAACCAUUUCCUCAGAAUAAAUCUUAAUAUGGACUAAACAUAGAAACUUAGUCAUGAAUAUAUAAAACUUUUGAUAAAAUCUCUUCCUUUUCAAACUGCUGCAAACUAAUUCAUUCAUCGAACCAAAACUGUCCAGAAUGUUAAAAUUCCACUUCCUUACUGUAACAGGUUUACAGCUUGUAAAGGGAAAUAUACAGAAGUAAUAAAAUAUGUCAAAGCA
Messenger RNA from Myxocyprinus asiaticus (Chinese sucker), 2234 nucleotides. RefSeq names its product beta-1,3-galactosyl-O-glycosyl-glycoprotein beta-1,6-N-acetylglucosaminyltransferase 3-like. NCBI's taxonomy places the organism in Eukaryota, Metazoa, Chordata, Actinopteri, Cypriniformes, Catostomidae. The coding region runs from base 92 to 1390 and encodes 432 amino acids. The record is from RefSeq and is a predicted model, not a curated record. The transcript has a single exon. Gene Ontology annotation, cellular component: membrane. Gene Ontology annotation, molecular function: acetylglucosaminyltransferase activity.